Daldinia childiae is the source of this 882-nucleotide messenger RNA. RefSeq names its product putative short-chain dehydrogenase reductase protein. The record is from RefSeq and is a predicted model, not a curated record. Lineage: Eukaryota; Fungi; Ascomycota; Sordariomycetes; Xylariales; Hypoxylaceae. The coding region runs from base 1 to 882 and encodes 293 amino acids. The transcript has 5 exons.
AUGGCAACUAUCGCAAAAACAAUUGUGGCUACGGGCGCUACUUCAGGCUUGGGAUUCGAAUUAGUUAAGCAACUUCUUGCACAAACGCAGCCAUACAAAUUCAUUCUCGGAGCCAGGGACACGAAAACAGCCCAAGCCACAUUCGAUAGACUCGAAUAUGACAACAGCAAACACAGCUUAACUAUCUUCCCGUUAGAGCUGUCGAAUCUCAAAACCGUCAAGACUUUCUCACAGCAAGCCUUGGAUAAAGUUGGACAAGACAAGAUUGACUACUUGAUGCUCAAUGCAGCAAUUAGCAAGAAUUCUGAGCAACCCGGUCCGCAUGGUUCUAAAUGGAGUGAGCCCUAUAUUGUGAACCACCUGUCCCAACACUACCUCAUUCAUCUACUUCGAGAGAAGUUAGAAGCAUCGAAGUCGCGCAUCGUAGUCAUCUCCUCCGGUGCCGUUUGCCUCGUAAAAGACCCUAAAUUUCUUGAGCAUGAUCUCACGGGUGGUUCGAAGACGGACCGUAGUGUAUACGGUGCUACAAAGUUCGUUCAGCUACUAGGAGCCCACUGGUGGCGCCGUCAACUUCAAGGCAAAUGCCACGUCGUCGCUGUGUCGCCCGGCUUAGUACCUGGUACCGGCCUCAUAAGGGGCAGUGAUCAAUUCAAACUUCCCAUAAACCAUCCAGAUGCAAAGAGCGUUCCAGAAGGCGCCCAAAGUAUGUACCGUGCAUUUAUAAGGGACGACUUCCCGGAAGACCCCGACCAGAUCUUCUUGACGAGCUGGGGUGAAUGGUGGCCUAAGGAUGUCUAUGGACUCACUCUUGACAAAGACCUCCAGGAUAAAUGGUCUCCUAGUAAAGACGAGAUUGAGAAGGAAGAGGGUCUGACCGCCUAA